Messenger RNA from Gekko japonicus, 3009 nucleotides. Its product is annotated as zinc finger protein 574-like. NCBI's taxonomy places the organism in Eukaryota, Metazoa, Chordata, Lepidosauria, Squamata, Gekkonidae. The transcript is spliced from 2 exons. The coding region runs from base 120 to 2660 and encodes 846 amino acids. The record is from RefSeq and is a predicted model, not a curated record.
UUGAGCGGGCGCGGUGCCGCCUAGGCCAAGCCGGGCCUUGGGGGAGAGAGAGAGGAGAAGACAACCGCCGGGGCGAAAGCGGGCGGCAGCGGUGGGGCUGGGCCCGCGGGCCGGGCAUUAUGGAAGAAGACCUGGCUUCUCUGUUCUUCCAGCAACAGUACAUGUGCUCAGAGUGUGGGUGUCUCUACGACACUUUGGAAGAGGUGCUGAUCCACCAGGAAGGGCACCUAACGGAGCCCCACGAGGCCCCAGCCGCCGCCACUGUGGUGGAUGCCGGGUCCCAGCAGGGCAGCCGUUACCAGUGCCUGGAGUGUGGGUGUGUCCUCUUCUCACCGGACGAACUGCUGGCCCACCAGGAGGUCCACCCCCGGGAGGUGCCGAGCCAGCCCCCACCCCCGUCGGCUUCCGUGGGACAGAUCCGCUACCAGUGCAACGAGUGUAACAAACUGUUUCCCUCCACGAGCCUGUGGCUGGUGCACCGGCAAACACACCAGAAGCAGGAGGCCGCAGGGGAGCCCCGGCCGUCAGCUCCGUCAUCCUGCCAGACGGCUCCUUCCCCGCUGGCCCACUUACCAGCUCCCCAGCUCCCCCAGCCGGAGUCCCCACCUCCCUCCCAACCCGCUCUGCCCAUUCAUCCCUACGAGUGCUCGGAGUGCGCCCGCCUCUUCCUGACACCGGAGGAACUGCUGGAGCACCAAGGCGAGCAUUUCACAGAGAUCGAGAAAGAAAGCGGGGAGGUGCCCGAGGCUGCGGCCCAGGAGACCAGCGGUCCGCACACGGCCCCGGCGCCAGGCCCCGAGGAGCCUCCGGACGCCGCUCCCCCCGCUCCGGCCUUCCGCUGCGGCGAAUGCCAGCAGGCCUUCAGUACGGCGGAGGCGCUGCGGCGGCACCAGCAGGAGCACCUUGGCGGCGGCGAGGAGUUCCUGUGCGGCGAGUGCCAACGCGGCUUCACCACGGCGAAGCGGCUGCUGGCGCACCAGCGGGUCCACGUGGACGGCACCUACGAAUGCCCCAACUGCAACAAGAUCUUCAAGAAGGCGACGUCCCUGGAGCAGCACAUGCGCGUCCACAAAGGGGAGGCACUCUACCUCUGCGUGGACUGCGGGCUCGGCUUCUCCACCGAGAUGACCUUGAUUGUGCACCGGAAGAGCCACACCGCCAACCCCCUGCACCGCUGCCACUGCGGUAAAACCUUCAGUAACAUGACAAAGUUUCUCUACCACCGUCGCACCCAUGCUGGUAAGAGUGGGGUCCCGCCUGCUCGCGGGGCAGGAGAACAGGCACCCAACCAACCUCCUGAGGCUCCGGCUGUCGGAAAGUCUGGCGUGAAUGGCUCUUCCUCCUCCUCUUCCUCCUCCCCUCCCAGCACAGGGACAGCCACUGAGGCGCCCAGCACUGGUUUCCUGUGCCCUCAGUGCGGAAAGGCCUUUUCCACCCACAUCCGGAUGGUGCGGCACAAGCGGGUGGUGCACGUCCUGGAGCGCAAGCACAAGUGCCCCACCUGCGGCAAAAAAUUCAAGAAGCUGGUGCACGUGCGGAACCACCUGCGGACGCACACCGGGGAGAGGCCUUUCCAGUGCUCGGAGUGCGGCAAGACCUUCGUCUCCCAGGCCAACCUGGCCCGGCAUCACGUGACGCACACCGGGGAGCGCCCCUACCAGUGCCAGGUCUGCGACAAGCGCUUCACCCAGUCCUCCAACCUCCGCCAGCACCGCCUCUUGCACGCAGCCAAUGGGGAGGGGCCCCAGUCAGCCCUGCACCGGACUACGCAUGCGGGGUGCCUGGCCUUCUCCUGUCCGGACUGUGAUAAGUGCUUCCCACGCCGCCACCUCCUGGAACUGCACCGGCUUAGCCAUUCCGGGCAGGAGCCCCAGCGCUGCCCGGACUGCGGCGUCCUCUUUGUGCUGACUUCCAAAUUGCAGGAGCACCGCUGCGGCCGGCGCCAGGAGCAUGCAACGGCCCAGUCUUACCCCUGCCUGUCGUGCGGCAAGUACUUGGGGUCCCUGGCAAAGCUGGCCAUGCACCAGCUGGUCCAUUCGGGCCAGCGCCCUCACCUCUGCCCGAUCUGCGGGAAGGCCUUCACCACCGCCAGCGGGCUGAGCCGCCACCAACAGCGCCACACCGGCCUGCGGCCUCACAAGUGCCCCGUCUGUGCCAAGAGCUUUGUCGCGGCCUCUGGGCUGCAGCUGCACCAGCGCAUCCACACGGGCGAGCGCCCUUUCCCUUGCCCGGACUGCGGCAAGGCUUUCCGGCAGGCCACCCACCUGCAGGAGCACCGGCGGCUGCACACGGGGGAGCGCCCCUACCUCUGCCCGGACUGCGGCAAGGCCUUCGUGCAGUCCAUGCACCUGGCUGAGCAUCGGCGCAUCCACACUGGCGAGCGCCCCCACCCCUGCCCUGUGUGCCCCAAGACCUUUAAGACGCUGUCCAACCUGCGCAGCCACCGCAAGACCCACACGCAGCUGGUGGUCAACCAGGGCGUGCUCCAGUCCGCAGGGUCCUUUGCGGCGACCGCCCAGCCGACCUACGCGAUCAUGUGCACUGAAUUUGGGGAGACCAUUGCGAUCUUAGAGAGCACCGAUCCACUCCCCUUGGGGGGGACGAUAGAGAUUUACGAGACUACGCUGGAAGGCAACGUCCAGGUUAACGCGUUUGUAUAGGGGCCAAGCGUCAUUCAGCUCUUCCUUGCACAAGAACCCGAUGCAUGGCAGCGGGAAGCGGAGGGCAGUUUCCGUAAUUCCAUCAUCGGUCAGGCUUGAGUCUCCCAGCACUUGCGCACUGAUCGCACGGUGCCCAAAUGGAACCUGUUCAGUUUGUGUCUGGGCCAAGCCCCACCCCCACUUACAUGCCUCGUAUGGAGGUUUUCUUGGGACAUUGCCUUUUUUUGUGUGUGCAAGGUUGGGGUGCCAUAGAAUGGACUGUGAAGUUUGGUACUGUCUCAACCGCACAAUUUAUUGUAAAUUUAAAAAGUUUGGUUAUAUUCAGUUCAGGAGUUCCUCCCAUUUCAUC